This is a messenger RNA of Coniophora puteana RWD-64-598 SS2, 792 nucleotides long. RefSeq lists its product as uncharacterized. The record is from RefSeq and is a predicted model, not a curated record. The transcript has 2 exons. NCBI's taxonomy places the organism in Eukaryota, Fungi, Basidiomycota, Agaricomycetes, Boletales, Coniophoraceae. Bases 1 to 792 code for a protein of 263 amino acids.
AUGCCACCGGAAAUGCUCUUGAACGCCGCUCUCAACACCAAGGUUCGGCGCACGGAUUAUGUUCGUAGUCUGUAUUUCUUCGUCAUAUGCCACUUCUACGGCGGCGAGCCGUCCGUACGGUGGCUCGUCGAAGGAGUAAAGGAUCCGCGUAGAUCCGGUCCAGUUGAAGUAGGUCUGCCAAGGGAGACUAGGUCAGCUGGUGAUGCGGCAGGAAAUGAAUCAAGUGAGGGCAUCGAAGGAGCUGGGGGGAGUAAAUGCACUGUUGGGGCGGAUGAGUGGUCCCACAGAAAGGCGAGGGGCGGGGGUGUUGAGUCACCUGGCACAGAGAGCCUGGGAGUGUGCCAGCAGCGGACCACCGCGGAUGGGCAUGUAUGUAGGCAGAUGCAUCUCGAGUCGCUCGUUCUGACCAAGUCGCCGGUGAUGGACGUGGGGGAUCUGAGCGAGAGGAGGUUCCCGAGCUUGCAGGACGUGUUUUUGUACACGGACCAGUUCAUCAUAUCGUCCCAACCGUUCUCGCUUCCCAAGGUCCGCGUCUUCGGGUUCUCGUACCGCGAUCCGUCGUUUGACAGGCCGCACAUUUUCGAUGUUGCUGAUCUCCCUUCGUUGAGCACGCUGGUGAUCACGCUGCGCAGCGAGACGCAUCUGCAGCACCUCGCACAAUUCUAUGAGCAGCUGUGCGGUGGGCUUUCGACAUUCGAGGUGCUCCUCAAUCGCACCACUUCUUGGUAUGGGAACCGAACACUUGUAUCGAGCCGACUACCGAAGGCGUCGGCCAUGUUCAAGUAUCACUAG